AGUACGUCCGUAACUGUUUGCGGAAGUAGCAGCUGCGUUGUGCUUGUAGUAGCGGUAAUUCGUUCAUGUUUUGUUUUUAGUCUUGAGCAUGUUGAGAUGACAGGACGAUCAUUUUAUCACACAAUGUUUGAUUGGUUUUGUUAAAUAGCAUACUGGCAGUUCGAGUCUCUGAUAUGAUAGAAAAUGCAACCCAAUUCCACUCCAUCGCCGAAAUGUGAUUUGUUGCGCUCUUGUGGUAAAUACCACGUACUUGUUGGUGUGACGGGUAGUGUGGCAGCGCUGAAAUUGCCUGUCUUGGUCUCCCAACUUUUUGAAAUACCUGAGGUGGAUGUGCGAGUGGUCACUACUGAGCAUGCCCGACACUUCUACAAUCCUGAGGAGGUGGCGGUGACAGUCUAUAGUGACAAGGAUGAGUGGGAGCUGUGGACACAACGCUCAGACCCAGUGUUACACAUUGAGCUGCGUCGUUGGGCAGACCUACUUGUCAUUGCCCCACUUGAUGCCAACACCCUGGGCAAGAUUGCCAGUGGUAUCUGUGACAAUCUCCUGACGUGCGUGGUACGAGCGUGGGAUAUCAGCCGUCCUCUACUCUUCUGUCCUGCCAUGAACACGGCCAUGUGGCAGCACCCUAUCACUGCCAGGCAAGUGGCCAGUCUCAAAGACUUUGGGUAUGUGGAGAUACCCUGCAUCGCCAAAAAGUUGGUCUGUGGAGAUGAAGGUAAAGGAGCAAUGGCAGAGGUGUUGACGAUCGUGGAUGCUGUAAAACAAUACUGUCAGAAAUUUGCAGAGACUCCUUGUGCGCAGCAUUUCUGAAUGUUCCACAGAAUGUACUGGACAAACCAAUCAGUUGCGAGCUGUUAGGUUUUUCGUUGUUUUUGUCCCACUAAUCAUCCAAUGUACUUGAAUGUAUGUUAUUAUGUAAAUUGAAGUAUAAUAAACAUUUAUAUUUA
Molecule: messenger RNA, 950 nt
Organism: Osmerus eperlanus (European smelt)
Lineage: Eukaryota; Metazoa; Chordata; Actinopteri; Osmeriformes; Osmeridae
Gene: ppcdc
Product: phosphopantothenoylcysteine decarboxylase
Exons: 5
Coding region: 184-813 (209 amino acids)
Biological process (GO): coenzyme A biosynthetic process
Cellular component (GO): phosphopantothenoylcysteine decarboxylase complex
Molecular function (GO): phosphopantothenoylcysteine decarboxylase activity; FMN binding
Source: RefSeq, a predicted model, not a curated record